AUGAAACCAGGGAACCUCACGUGGGUAUCAGACUUUGUCUUCCUGGGGCUCUCGCAGACUCAGGAACUCCAGCGUUUCCUGUUUUCAAUGUUCCUGUUUGUCCACAUCACCGCUGUUAUGGGAAACAUCCUUAUCGUCAUCACACUGACCUCUGAUUCCCAGCUCCACACACCCAUGUACUUUCUGCUCCAAAACCUGGCUGUCCUAGACCUCUGUUUCUCUUCGGUCACUGCGCCCAAAAUGCUAGUGGACCUCCUCUCUGAGAAGAAAACCAUCUCCUACCAGGGCUGCAUGGGCCAGAUCUUCUUCUUCCACUUUUUGGGAGGUGCCAUGGUCUUCUUUCUCUCAGUGAUGGCCUUUAACCGCCUCAUUGCCAUCUCCCAGCCCCUCCGCUAUGUCACCAUCAUGAACACUCAGCUCUGGGUGGGGCUGGUGGUGGCCGCCUGGGUGGGAGGCUUUGUCCACUCUAUUGUCCAGCUGGCUCUGAUGCUCCCACUGCCCUUCUGUGGCCCCAAUGUUUUGGAUAACUUCUACUGUGAUGUUCCCCAGGUACUGAGACUUGCCUGCACUGACACCUCACUCCUGGAGUUCCUCAUGAUCUCCAACAGUGGGCUGCUCGAUGCCAUCUGGUUCUUCCUCCUCCUGAUCUCCUACUUAUUCAUCCUGGUGAUGCUGAAGUCACAUCCAGGGGAGGCAAGAAGGAAGGCAGCUUCCACCUGCACCACCCACAUCAUCGUGGUUUCCAUGAUCUUCGUUCCAAGCAUUUACUUCUAUGCCCGGCCCUUCACCCCAUUCCCUAUGGGCAAGCUUGUGUCCAUCAGCCACACAGUCAUGACCCCCAUGCUCAACCCCAUGAUCUAUACCCUGAGGAACCAGGACAUGCAGGCAGCAGUGAGAAGAUUAGGGAGACACUGGCUGGUUUGA
Messenger RNA from Nomascus leucogenys (northern white-cheeked gibbon), 924 nucleotides. RefSeq names its product olfactory receptor family 4 subfamily D member 2. Gene Ontology annotation, cellular component: membrane. The record is from RefSeq and is a predicted model, not a curated record. Gene Ontology annotation, biological process: G protein-coupled receptor signaling pathway. Lineage: Eukaryota; Metazoa; Chordata; Mammalia; Primates; Hylobatidae. Gene Ontology annotation, molecular function: olfactory receptor activity; G protein-coupled receptor activity.